AUGGAUAGGACAGGCCCAGAGUACCGCCUCCCCUUGAGCAGAACCCAUUUCCUUCGCUCUCGUGGAGAUACUGGCCACACCGUUACGCCCGAACGAACGUCCAUCACCAAAGCACGACAUACUCGUGACGCUGGCGGCCGGUCCACAACUCAAGCACCCAAGAACAGGGAGAGCAUGGCCAAAGACCCGACAGCGGGCUCGAUUCUUGCUGACAAUUUCUAUGGCAAGACCUUCCACGCAAGCCUUGAGCAUUAUCGAGAAACAGUCCACGGGCAAGUCCAUCGCGAUCUCGAAGACGUUCAAAAAGACUUGACAGCGGGCGUGGAAGACCUUACCAAAAAGUUUGAAGAUCACUUGAGACGCCUUACUUCCAUUGAGGAGCCUCUACAGAGGCCAUUUGACGCAGAGAUCUUGAAAGUACAGCGAAGCCCCAACCCUGAGAAUGUAGGACAUAGUGUGGCAGAGGAAGUUCUACUCCUCGAUCGCAUCGAAGAGUUUCGAAAAUGCCGCGUAGAGAAGGAGGCGACGCUGUGCAAACUUUGGGAAGAGUGGGAAGACGUGCAGUUUCAGCUCAUCACUUUAGCAGCAGACGUUUAUGGUCAAGACUCCAUUAGCUUUGCUCAAACUCGAGAUGAAGAUUUGAAGCCAGGCCAGAAGGAAAGGCUGCAAAAAGCGCUCAAUCAUGUCCAUGGUGCUCAUGGAAAUACAGCAUCCGACGAGUACGCAUUGCUAGAAGAGGGUCUGAAAGGGUGUGAAGCGAAUAUGGCCGAAAUCACCUCCAAAACGAAGAAUUUAAUGACAGAGCUGCAACAGCAAUAUAAUAUCCAGAAGAACAAGCUCUUCAAGAGCCUUACCCUGCACAUCGAAAUGCUGGCCGCGCUCUGA
This is a messenger RNA of Exophiala dermatitidis NIH/UT8656, 885 nucleotides long. RefSeq lists its product as uncharacterized. The transcript has 3 exons. The coding region runs from base 1 to 885 and encodes 294 amino acids. The record is from RefSeq and is a predicted model, not a curated record. NCBI's taxonomy places the organism in Eukaryota, Fungi, Ascomycota, Eurotiomycetes, Chaetothyriales, Herpotrichiellaceae.